This is a messenger RNA of Mycotypha africana, 1096 nucleotides long. Its product is annotated as 3-hydroxyacyl-CoA dehydrogenase. Gene Ontology annotation, cellular component: mitochondrion. The coding region runs from base 71 to 1048 and encodes 325 amino acids. The transcript has 3 exons. Gene Ontology annotation, biological process: fatty acid beta-oxidation. NCBI's taxonomy places the organism in Eukaryota, Fungi, Mucoromycota, Mucoromycetes, Mucorales, Mycotyphaceae. Gene Ontology annotation, molecular function: NAD+ binding; (3S)-3-hydroxyacyl-CoA dehydrogenase (NAD+) activity. The record is from RefSeq and is a predicted model, not a curated record.
CUUAAUUUCACUUUCUUUUUCACCAUCGUAUCAAUUUGUUUUUCAUAUUCAAAGUCAACGUUACAGCAGCAUGUUCAAUAUCUCUAGCCAGCUACUUUUUCAGACCAGAAAGAACUUACCUAUAUUCCGAUCCUUCUCUACUUCUUUCUCUCAAUUGAAGAGUAUUGAACAUAUUACUGUAAUCGGCGCUGGAUUAAUGGGGUCCGGCAUUGCGCAGGUUGCUGCACAGGCUGCUUACAAGGUCACUCUAGUCGACACUUCUGAUGCUGCUCUUUCCAACGGCCAAUCCAUCAUUUCCAAAUCUUUGUCUCGUGUUGCCCGUAAAAAGUUUGCCGAAGACGAAACGAAGCAAAAGGAAUUUAUUCGUCAAACCAUGGAUCGUAUCACUACUUCUAAAGAUGCUACAGACGCUAGUAAAUCCUCGGAUUUGAUUGUCGAAGCCAUUGUCGAAAAUCUGAGCGUGAAGCAGUCUCUUUUCAGGAAUCUGGAUCAAGCAGCUCCUCAGCAUACAGUAUUCUGUUCCAAUACUUCAUCUUUAAGUAUCACCGAAAUUGCCAAGUCAACAUCAGCAGAUAGACAAAAGCGAUUUGCAGGUUUGCAUUUUUUUAACCCAGUGCCUGCUAUGAAGUUGGUUGAAAUUGUAAGAACGGAUAAUGUAGCUGAGGAUGUGUUAAGGAACUUGAAUGAGGUGACAAAAAAGAUGGGUAAAUCUCCAGUAGCAUGUAAAGAUACACCAGGUUUCAUCGUUAAUCGUUUAUUGGUUCCUUACAUGAUGGAAGCUUUCCGUAUCAUCGACCGCGGUGAAGCUUCUAUUGAAGAUGUUGAUACUGCCAUGAAGUUAGGUGCUGGUAUGCCUAUGGGACCACUUGAACUAGCCGAUUUCGUUGGUUUAGAUACGAUGAAGUUUAUUGUAGAUGGUUGGGCUAAUGAAAAUAGCAAACAAAUUGAUCCCGCAUUAACCAAACCAUCUCCUGUCUUGGACAAACUUGUAUCCGAAGGAAGUCUUGGCCGUAAAUCAGGCAAAGGAUUUUAUAAUUAUUCUCAAUAAAGGCCUGAAAAAUGUACAAGAAGGAGACAAAAUAUAUACAGUCUAUCU